AUGCACGGUCUUCUUGACUCUGUCUUGAUACCAAAUCCAGAUGGUGGAGGAAGAGAGGGCGCGGUAGGUGUAGCGCAAGAUAUCCAUUACUAUAAGCUGAUUCACACGCAGUUUACCGUCGCUGAUCUCAGUCUACUGUGUACUACGCGAUGAACAUCGCCGGCAACGACAGUCAAACUGUUGUGCUAUCCCGAGGCUUAUUAAGAUGUCAGGCAGAUAUGCCAAAAUAGGAUAGAAAGAGUCGAUCAUCGUGAUGGCAUUGUUUUCGGUCGGAACUUUCGGAAGCUGCAUAUGCGCCUGUGCAUCAACAGAGUCUGGCCCUUGUGCUGUUUUGCGACUGCACUCUCAACCGAACACGCAAUGUUUGCAGCCUGGAUCAGGAGACUACCGCUAUGGUUGACCACUCAGGAGGGAAGGGGAGGAGGGUGGACGACGCGGCCAAUCUUUUGGUGAGCUUGACCACCUGAGAGGAGUGUUCCGCAUCCUCCAAUUUGUGAUUGCCCUGAUAUGUGUGGUGGUACGUCCAGGUGCGGGACCGGCCGUGCCAGCCACUUGCGCCCUACCUCACAUCUGGUCUUCUUGACUGUGUCUUGACACUGGGCCCAGGUGGGGAGGAGGAGAGCGUGCAGUAGAUGUUGCGCAAAUCUACCUUCACUUUCAACUAAUUCAUGCGCAAGUCACUGUGCCCGCUCCACCCUGCUGUGUGUCUCCCGUUUAAUCGUCGGGAACGACGGUCGAACUGUCAUCCAACUUUAAUUAAUAAAUUUUUCGGGAGAUGUCAUUUACUAAUAAAUGAGUACGGGGGAUAAUAUGAUUGUGCGUGUUAUUCGUCAACGAUAUCUGACUAUAUAAGGACACCGAAAGCAACUGAAAUAACUCAUGGCAAUUAAAUAGUCAUUUUUACUUAGUGCAAUUUGUGUAAGCGACCGGAAAGAAGCUUAUCCAAAAGCCGGAAUCUUGGCGUGACUGAAAUAUCAUCGGAUAAUAUGACAUGAUAAUCAGUAUAACAACCCCGCCUAAGCAAAUACUUUCUUAUCGAGGACACAUUUGCGAUUUUCGGUUAACAUUUCAUGAGAUAGAUCCGAUGAUGUGCAGCCUCUGCCGUGAUUUAAAACUACCGUAUUCGUGAGGUGGACUGCCAUGCCUACCUUUUGUCCGGCAGUUUUUAAAAACCGUUAGCGUCAAGUUAACGCGCUAAGGUUAAAUUUAACAUUUUUCGAGUUAGGCUUUUGCAGGUGGUAGUUCUUUUUUGUACUUCCCCUGCAUUUUGGGAACUAUUUUUUAUGUCUUUCUGGAGUCACCGCUUCUGCGGGCUUUACUGUCCUACUUGGCCACCUGCGAGGUGUGUUCUGCGUCCUCCAAUGGACGAUUGCCUUUUUUGUUUUAUCUUGAUUGAGCCUUGAUAUGUACUCGGCGCGUGUCCCCCCCUGCUGUGGCCGACUUGUGGGGUUUGAUGUACUGAAUGCGGUAGCGUAGUAAGAAACGCCAGAGAUGUCUUGAUUAUUGUUGCAUGCCAGUGUACGCUGGUCGGAUUCAGGUGUGGUCCCCCACACGAGCCGUGACUUAUUGUCGCGCCUCAGUAGAUCUAUUACUGCACUGCAUUCACCAGAGGUGUUUUUCAGCUGGCAUGUGAAAACAACCUUUUCCAGAGUUAUUCUAUAACUCUCAAACGUAUCGUUAUUAAGGGUGUGUAUGACUUUUGACUGAAAUAAAGGGAUAACCUGAACCGCUCGUCUUUCUAACUAUACUCUUGAGACGGAUGUUGUUUUAUCUUUGGUUUCCUUUUCAAACGUCUACGUUCUUCGAAAAUGCUACUUUUUGGUCAUAUCCUAUCCAAUACGGUCUUGGAUGAAAGCUCUUCGACCCAGACUCAUUAAUGACCCUUACGUCUGAUGCAGAUCAUCAGUACGCAAAUAUGACUCCAGCUACGCGUCAACAGAUCCCGUCUUCUCCUGCCUGUUUUAGCGCUCAUUUGCUGGGCAUGUCAGUGAGGUCUACUGCUGUCGUUUCUUUCCCUCUGGAUUGGUUGUUAUCACGGGUGGCGCGGACAUGCAGUUAAAAAUAUGGUCAGCCCUCAAUGGAGAGUGCGCUGCAACACUGCAACCGGGUCCUGGUGGCGCCGAUGGCACCGGGCCCAAGGAACCGGGUGGACAUCGGUCUGGUAUUGUAGACGUCGACUUUAUCGAGCGGGGAAGGAAUCUUGUCAGUCUGGAUCGGGGUGGUUGGUUACGUCUAUGGGACGUCUCCACACAGGUUAGUUUUCCCUCCCCGGUGCUUUUCAGUUUUUUCGCAUAGUAGGCACUCAGAAUUUUAGGUGUCCUUUCUUUAGUCUAUUUUGUCUAGUGGUUUUUUUGAAAUCAAACUUCAAUACAGAAUGGUGAGUCCAUUAUGAACCUGAUGCAGCGGCGACUUUCAGCGUUCAUUCCGCACUCAUGAGCUUCCAUAAGUCGCACUUUAAUCCGGUCAUUUUUCCACCCACUGGCUUAAUGCGACAAACUGGACUGCAGAUCACCAGUAAUAAUUUUCUCUGUAGACGCGUGUUUGCAGUUCUCCGAAAACCACCAAUACGACACAUAUUGUGACCUUCAACAGCAGUAAUCGUCUACCUAAAGAAAUAAUUUGAAGAAACCUUAUUUUUUGGGUUUUAGGCGCACCUCACUUUACCAGCCGACGGAAGACCUGGGCUAACUGGACAAAUUGAUACUUUUCUUGCCCGAGUAGGCACGACACGAAGACCCGGGGUAGAUUUUGCUCGACUGGGCUGUCUGCAGAAUUGUCUGGGUAGAAAAAAAAUCCGUGUCAAAAAUUACCCAUUAAAAGUUUGUCGUAAGGGAGGCUAUGGCGAAUGACUUGAACACGGACACGCCCCUUCAUCCUGGAAAAUUAAAAAUAAUGUCUACUCAAUUGUUGCAAGUAAACAUUUCCACAGCAGAAAACUGGACUCGGACACGCCCAAAUCAUCCAGCUCCUGAAGUUCUGUCUCAAUACGUACUUUACGUUCGACGGAACAAUCUACGAGCAGGUGAAGGGAACGCCAAUGGGUUCGCCGAUUUCGGGACUCAUAGCCGAGGCGGUCCUACAGCGGCUGGAGUCGCUGGUUUUCCGACACCACAGACCGAAAUUUUGGGCUCGGUAUGUGGAUGACACCUUCGUCGUCAUCGAACGGGAUCAGAUGCUAACGUUCAAAGAACAACUCAACGCCGUCUUCCCGGACAUCCGAUUUACGAUGGAGGAGGAGUAAAACAAUCAGCUGACCUUCCUGAAUGUCCUAGUAGUCCGCAAAGAUUGCGGUGACCUAAAAACCAAAGUGUUCAGGAAAGCGACAAAUACGACGCAAAUACUGAACUUCAAUAGCAACCACCCGAUCAGUCAAUAACGCAGUUGCGUAAGGGCGCUUUACCGGCGCGUUGAGACGCACAGCAGUGAAAUGGAAGACAAGGUUGCUGAAUUACAAUAUCUUCGACGGGUAAUGAGAGCCAAUGGCUACCCGCGCAGCUUUGUCAACCAGUGCAUACGAAAAGGACACCAGAGACCAAAUCCAGCCGGACCCAAAUUUUGGCGGGCUCUUCCGUACGUGAAGAACGUCUCGGAAGCCGUCAGUCGUCUUCUCACUCCACUUGGAGUUGGGUUUGCGUACAAGCCGGAAGCAACCAUUAGGCGCCAAGUCAUGAGGCCAAAAGACCGCUGCCACGGCAGGACACGUCUGGAGUCAUUUACCGGAUCUGGUGUAGUUGCGGACAAAGCAAUUAUGUCGGAGAAACUGGGAGAUUACUCCGUACGCGAAUUGCCGAGCACGCAGCAGCAGUGAGGCGGGGAAACGCUAACUCUCAGGUGGCGGCACACUCGACGGGACCCGGCCAUAUUUUCAAAUUUCAAGAGGCCGAAAGCCUCGCAAGGGGUGACAACCGCGUGAGCCGCGAACUGCUCGAGUAAUGAUUCUCAGGCCCGCAAUCCAUCAACAAGCAAAAUGACCUCCCGGUACCCUAUACCAUACUGCGAUUGUCUCUGGGCAGGAGAAUCAGUCACGUGGGGAGGGCGCGGGCGAGCAAUCAUCACGGUGACAGUGAGCCACUUUGCCGAGCAAUCGUCACACCAGCAUCCAGCACGGAUGACGAAAUCGCGGCAAUUAACGACUCGGACUCGGACCGACAAGCCACCGCCGCAUCAAUUACGGCCUCAGCGGUGAUUACGAGAACUGUUAAUUGCAGUGCGCAUACGGUCCCACGGUAGCCACGUGCUAUAAAUACCGCACUCCAGAUGCCACCAUCACCUUCAUCUGCGAAUGUCCCUGAUGAUGGAUUCGAGGGAGGAUCCGAAACGUCAGGCAAAUAAAUUUCUUGUUCUAGUGAUCGCAUCUUCAUCUUCUGAAUGACUUGAACCGCCGGCGGAAAACCGACCUUUUCCGCUGUCAUCCAGUUUUCUGCUGUGGAAAUGUUUACUUGCAACAAUUGAGUAGACAUUAUUUUUAAUUUUCCAGGAUAACGGGGCAUCGGUAUUCCACUUUUGUAACUGGGUUAUUUGUUGAUAUCAAGCCCUUCAAGUUAAACACAUUACUUUAGUAGCUACGGCUCCAUGGUUUGCAAAAAUCGACUACUCAUUAUGCGCCCUCUUUACUCCACACUUGCAGAUCGCGAUUUCAGCCAUGUCCGUGGUGCCGGAAAAGGAUGGCGGCAGGGCGCAUGUCAAUUGCGACAUUGAACACGAACCGCAGUGUUGUGCCGUCAAGAAUCGCCACUGGUUGUCGACCCCGGCAUGCGAUGUUACAGAAGUGCCUUCCAGCUACUGCAGUAUGUUUGCUUGCUCACUACUGCGUGUUUUCGCAUGAAGUAGAAGUUUUUACGAGUACAUUGGCACACUACUUGGGGCGGCCUGUGUAUCCCCUCCUUCACUGCCGCCACGCAUGCAUCCUAGUGGUUUAUAUCUGAUGCCUGGGAAAUAAUUAUUUAGACAAACCAACACUACCUGGCUGCAAAAAGCAAUCUGUUUAUCCACAACCCACCGCGCACCCCAUUUUCAUCAAGGCCUUCACGAAAUCGUUUAUAACGCGACUCUCAAACACCGUUAUCCGACUUGGCUGAUCGGCAAAAUUAAAUGUGGGAGAUAGCCAGUAUGCCCCUCGUACGUCAGUGCAUUUCUUUGCGAAGCCUUGUUCAGUCGUUGCAGAGGAGCUAUACCUCUUCUUUCUUCUUGCCUGACCAGCCACCAUCUUCCAGCCCAUUCUCACUAGCGUGGAGGGUGAAUGCGGGAAGGUAAGACAUGCUCGAUGUUGCACAAGCCUCAUACAGCAUCGCAGAGGGAGGGAGGUAUUGGUAGUUGUCCUCUUCGACGGAAGAAUUAUCGGAUACGUUCUGAACAGGAACAACCAUGGUUGCUAAUGACGCCCUGCCUAUCCUCUUUGAGCUCCCUGUGGCUUAUUACAUGUGUGCAGAGGCUCCAGUCUUGCGCUAGUGCAGCAGCAGAUGCGUUUGUACUGAAUCACUUCAAACUGACUGGAAUUACUACUGAAAUGACUACUCCAGUUGUGCUAUGCAGCGACAGGGUUUUCAGCUAGCCCCUCUGCUGUCAUUAUGGCUAAUGAUGCAACAUGUGUAUGCUACUGUCUGCCGGUCGGCAGUUCAAGAAUACUGCGUGAUUAUCCCGUUGGGGUUGAUGACUUUCGACUCAGAUAUUUAUGACGACUUUUGGACAGGGCCUUUAAGGCUUCAGUUCGAAUAAUUUGCUCCAAGGCAGUGCAUUUGUUUGCAAGAUUGAAAUUUCAAAACUACAGUAUCUACCAGAAAGCACAUAGGGGACGCCGAGAGGACCCCUCGUAGCUGUGUUAUAUUACAGACGGAAUAUCGACAAAACACGUGUCUCGGCGUUGAGUAAGUACCUGUUUUGUCAAUAUGGUGAAUAACUUAUCUGUCCCCUCAUAGCCACUUUGCGUUUGUAACUUGCAGAAAAGGAAAUUGAGUGCCCCUUUUGAUCUUAAAACAGACAGAUGUUUCAGCGACAAAGUCUGGGAACUUUGCGAUUCAUUUCAUUCAGUCACUAUUUACUCAAUUAACUGAGAGUGCAUUGAUUAAAAUGUCAUGCUCAGACUGACUAUUAAGUGGUAUGUGAUUAUUUCGGGCUAAAAGACGACUACAAUUCCGAGCAUCACCAGUGGUUUCACUGCGGUCAUUAAGCAGUGCCAACAAGCACGAUUUGGACGCAGCUAACUAAAAAGCAUACAAAGCAUUGAAAGAAUUCAGCAGCCUUUGUGACGAGGCAAGUUUUAAAAGGCAAAAAGAGCAGUGCUCCGAGAGCACGACAACUUCCUGUCGCAACGUAACGAUUUCCCUGCCUACAAGUUCAAAAAGGAAGAGUUGUGAUGCAAGGGGAUGGGCGAUGAAAACGACAGUUUUACGGCUCAUUGAGCGAAUCUGAGCUGCACAACAAAAAGUACAUAUCCGGAUGGACUGUUUUUGACACUCAGAAAACUAAUUGGAUCAUUAAUGGCAUGAGGACGCUUCAGGGUAUUAUAAGGAAGUUCCAUUAUGAGGGACACUGCCCAAGAAAAAGCGUGAACGGUCACGAAAAUAUUAGCUUUUAAAGUAGCUCGUCCGUGUUUUCAAAAGACGUUGUAGGAUCCCUUGCGUUCAAUCCUGAUUAGUAAUGUUGGUCAAGUUAAACAUGCUGCUACCACUACUACUACUACUACUACUUCUACCACCACCACUACUACUACAACUACUACUACUCUUUCUUACUCCUUGAUAACCCGCGAUUCAUUUUUUCAGCAGUAUCCUUCAUGCCAUUUUAGUUUUGGAGACCUCAUCUUCAAAAGCUACCGCCGUAGGGGUCACCGAUAAGCUGGCCGCGGUUGGAACUGGUCAGGGUGGCGUGGUCUGCAUCUACGAUCUGACCUCUAGCGAUUCCAGAAAGGCUGGGCCGUCUCAUCGGCUCGUCCUGCCGUCCGCCUCGGGUGCAGUGACCGCAUGCUGUUUUUCACGUACCCCAUCGAACGAGAACGUGGCAGUCAGUCAGUCAGCCGGUGCAUCAGAAUCGGAAGCGGACGCCUUCUUCGAGGAGUACGGACUCCUGGCUGGUGGCGCGGAUGGCCAGGUAGCCUGCUGGGAUCUACGGCAUCCGAGGUAGGACUUCACACCACUCCUCACCAGUAAUGUAACAUGGCAACCAUCUGCGUACAGGGCAUUACGCUAAGCUGAUACGGACUUGCUCCCAGUCCACUAAAAACUCUUGCCAUACAGAUUCCAGCACCGAGUUACCGUUAUGUUCAUGCUACCCUACUGCAUUGGUGAAGACAGUAGACACCAGGUCUUUUUUACUUAAUCACAUUUAUUCAUCUCUCCACAAGCUCAGGUUUGCCUUCUCCCCGACACACCGUCGCUCGAGUUCAUUGGCGCACACCUGCUAAGGCAUGAUCGCACGGUCCUUAAAUAACCCGCUGUUCUAUUGGUGUAUAUGCUGUACUGCGGUUUUCCUUUCGUCGAAUGUACCUGCGAAACUCAGUGAUUGCUUAUCAGAAAUGGCUGCCCCAACCGAGUGUAAUUCAACUCCUGUGGCUCUAACUUCAAGUCACUGACUGAUGUAAAGACGGAUAAUGGCUCCCUUCGGGCUGUCUGCUCGUUUGUCCCUAACCAUAACGUUUAAUGCACUGAAUACGAAGGUGACGGUUACGAGUGGCGUACCUCAGGGCUCCAUUCUUGGCCCUAUCCUCAUCCUCAUAUGUAUUGAUGACUGCAUCCAUAGGGUGGACUGCGUUUGCAGACGACAUGAAACUUCGGAACGUCAUCCGCAACGAGGAGGAUGAGGCAAAUCUACAGGCAAACUUGAACCGUCUCGAGCAAUGGUCAAGUCACUGUCUCCUCCCGUUCGGUGUUGUCAAAUGCAACAUUCUGUGCAUUGGCAAAACCAGCUCGGCGCAUCGGAGGAAGUACCAUCUAAACCACACGCCGCUACCAGAGGGAUCUAGGUGUGAGGAUCUAGGUGUGUGAAUAACAUCCUCACUAAAGUCAUCAUUCCACUGCCUGAAGGUAGCGAAAUCCGCAGUGUCCAGCUUAUAUCUCUUCAAGCGGACAUUUUCGAAGAUCGACGAAAAGUGCUUUAGCAAGGUCUUCAGGCUGUUCGUGCGACCACAGUUGGAAUUUUCCAUUCAGGCCCGAUGACCCUGGUCUGUUAAAGACCGUACCGCCAUCAAAAAGUCCAACGACGGGCAACCAAGCUUGUCAGAGGUCAAAAAACCUACCUUGCGAAGCUCGACUGUCCAAUCUUGACCUCUUUCCCCUGGACUACAGACAGUAAUGUUGCAACUUAAUUCAAACGUUUCGCAUGCUGCGGGGUCGGGGUUGUUGCCUUGCAUCCAGCGACUUUUUUUGACCGGCCACCACUGCUAGGUUGCGAGGACAUCCUCUCAAACUACGUGUGACUGGGGCAAAAAUGGACGCAAGGAAAUUCUUAUUCAGCCGCAGGAUGAUUAAGGCAUGGAAUGUUCUGCCUGUGGACGUCGUCAUGUCCUCAUCCGUGGACACAUCUAAGAGGAAGCAUGACCGGCACCACGUCAUCAGAAACUAACAAUUUUUCCGCUUGUACCACCCCGAGCGUUACACGUUACAGGACAUGCUACUCCCUAUAUUUAAGUCACAUUAUGCUAUAACGUUUUCGUUAACUGCCUCAGUCGGACGCGCGAACCAACGAAUCCUAACUGAAGCGUAAGCGUUCGUGCCCAUAUUACGCGGACCACUUCAGUACCGCGUAAUGAUUAUUUCGAAAUUUUGACACAGUAUGAAUACACUGACACAUUCAUACAACUUCGUGUAAUGACUUACCGAUAGGGAGUAACCGAUAGGGAGUACAAAGGCGUUCGCCUACGCUUCCCUUAAUAAACUGAACUGAACUGAACAAAUGUAAACAUGGCCAGUCCUCAGGGUGUUUUGCAAGUCAAGGUUUAGGCAUAACUUGUAUGGUUUCCGUUCUAAGUUUAGCUUUGGCAUUGAGCUUUACGACUAAUUUCUGUAAGGCCACGCUAGUUAGCCGACAAAAUGAUUACGUCUGUACCAACUUUGAGAUCUUAGAGGGCUGGCUGUUCCUUCUAGCCAGGUAUCUCGUGUGUUUGAUGCCUUGCAAGCAAGAAGGUCGCACUUCUGACUUUCAGAGUGACCCUCCUAGCUCGGGCACCCCUAAGGCAGGAUGGUAAACAUCAGGGGGCGCAGGUUUCAGUUGUCAGUUCCAUCAGCAAACGCAUUAUCCUCCCUCCGAAGUAUGUGAACCCUUGUCAUUACCUAUGUGGCGGUGGGGGUAAGCUGACUGCUGUAAGUUUAACAGGACCGACCAGAGACCGCCAACCCGGAGGAGUCGUCAGACCAGGCCGCCACUGCAAUGGCUCAAAUGAACUCUGCCGAGGUGAUGGCUGACAACACUGGCACUUUUUGGGACCUGCAAUACAGUCACCAAAAUGCUGAGACAGCAAAUGAAGCAGAAAAUCAGUCAACGGUUAGCAAGGCAUUUGACUCUCCGUUUGAAUUUAGCGCGUUAAACGCCUCAACAGUGGUGAAACGACUAAGCUCUCCUAGGCCAAAUUCGUCCCGUUGAAGCCUUUUCUAUUCUCGAAUCACCAUCCUGAAGCCCUCAACAUUACCAACUUGACACUGAUGUCCUAGUUUUGACGCCCUAUUAAUCAGUUACGCAGACAGGUUACUUUUUGACGAGUUAAAACGCCUUUGCUGCCGCUUUUUUAAUCAUGGCCAAAUUUUGACAAAUGGAAAUGCGCUGCCUACUUGGUACGGCUGUGAUCAGGCCGAAUCUAGCCGCGGAUUGUAUCUUCCCAUGCCUCUGGAUCUGUGGCAGCGGAUCUGGACAGUUCGACCCACUCUCAUCUCCAACGAUGGAUACUGAAUAUCGGACAUCCAAGAGCCACUUCCAUGCCUUGACGAACUAUGUCAAGCCAGGUUUUGAAUUGACCUCCACUUCGACGCCUCCAGGUAAACAGCGGCGCCUGAUCGAGGCCAGCGGCAGUGAGAUCGUGAGCCGGAUGACGGAGAAUAUGCCCAAACCACCUCAGUCGUUUUUUGGAUGGCCUUGUAUAUCCACAUGAUGUCGCAGCAGGUGUGAACUGUCUCUUUUGGGUUGAAGUCAGUCUACCGAAGUCGAAGAAUAGUCUACUUACUUGCACUACCUGGCGUUGCUACGAUCAUGCCUGAUCUUGCCGACCUCGAUGAUGUCCCGAAUAUUACCUCUCCACGCAUGACGAUCCGCAGCAGCAGAUCUGGACAGUCCAACGCAUUGUCUUCUCCAACGAUGGAUACGGAAUGCCCAAUGUCCAAGAACCACCCCCAUGUCUUGACGAACAGUGUCGAGCCAGGUUUCGAGUUGGCCCCCACUUCGAUGCCUCCAAUGGGUUAACGGUGCCGGAUCGAGGGCAGUAACAGUGAACUCCUGAGGUGGGCGACGAAGAGCAUGCCCAAACCACAUCAGUCAUCUUUCUUGGAUGGCCUGGGUUAUCCGUGCGAUGUUGUCACAGCGAGUGCGGACUGUCCCAUUUGAGACAAAGUCGGUGUACUUCACUCAAAGUACAGUCCUCAGGCAUCAAUGGUUAAGUACCUCUUGUUUUUUGCUCGUCCUCCAGAUGCACAGUCCAGCAUUCACAACUGUAGAAAAGGACUGACCGGACGAAUACACGAUACACGCCUAUCUUUUUGUCAAUGAAAAUGUCACGUCGUGUCCAUAGACACCUUCUAAGACUCGAGAAAAGCAGGCAGACAGCAUCGAUCCUGGAGACAAUGUUAUCCUCACUCUAUUCAUCCGGCAGCAGCCUCGCCCAGAAGUGUCUGAAAAUGUCUUCUUCCUCAUAUUGACAACCAUUAACCGCUAAAGGUACCGUCUGCAGUGAUGGGUGUAGCCUGAAAACACUCUGUUAUUACCAGCGUUUAUGAAUAAACUGACUGAACUCGCUACCACAUUCACCCGUGACACCGGCAAUUCAACCGCUGUUGUCGACGAUGUCCAUCGUGUAUUCCACAGCAAGGUGCGAGCAGGGCAGGUGACUUGCGCAGCAUCUACCGCACUCCCCUCCCCCGCCUGCGUCCGGUGUCAAAACAGCGUCAAGAAGAUCGGAGGCGGGAGAGGCCGAAGGCGGCUGACAUGACGAAUGAGCCCGCACCUAGGCGUGCCACCACACCCCCUCGUCCACAACAUACCCCGACCAGGAUACGCGUGACACCAUUACCUGUAGACCACCAAGGCUUGCAAUUAGCAAAACGACAUAUCCUGCAACAAAAAAUGCGCUGCAUCACUUGCUCACUCCUGUCACCCCCUCGGAACUUUACUGGUUAUUGUUGGUGGCUGGAGGGAUUGUGGACUUUCCCCUUGUUACUAGCCGCGCCCAUCUGACUGAAUAAUCCUCAUCAGAACCGUAAGGGCGUGAACGCUCGGCGUCAGGUGUGUUUGCCCGAUCGCCGGUGCUUCCGGCUUCACCAAUGACGGUGGAUGGUUCUGUGGAGAAAUCAUAAUUCCUCUUGUUUCAGCUGCUAGGGGCAGUUGCGUAAACACCGUGGUCUCCCGUCCUUCUGAGAAGGAUGCUUUCCCCUACCUCAUCAGCUCAGAUGGACCUACGGUGUACUAACUGAAUAGAAUUUUUCAGCUGCUUCUCGUUGGCCGACUAUUUGCUGCCUUUUUAUUUUUACUCACUCUUUCUGUUGGAAAAUUUCAGCAAGACGGUAUUUGCUCAAAGUUCGGGAAAAUCUGGCAUAACGCACCUGAGAACUUAUCGAUGGCCGGCGCGCAGCUCGCAUGAUCUCGGCGACGAAGGAAAACCGAUGUCCCUUCCAUCCUUCACUGGCCUGUUUGUAGCUCGACGUAAGUCUCCGUGGCGGUCGAUUUUCAUGAAUCAAGCAUCACACAACUGCUAAUUAUUACGGUUUGUUAACGUUGUGACUAAUUUAGGGUGAAUUUCCGUAAUUAAUUGACUGAUGCACCUGAAAUGUGAGGAAACAUGUCUCUUCAAUCGGUUUCACACACAAAACGCCGAGGCUUCUUUCUACGAGAACGUAGGGCGUUAUCUUAAAAAUGGCACGACCAGGCCUACCACGAGUGGAUAACAUGGUUCAUUUAGUGAAUACUCACCAUAACACGCGCAAGACGCCAGAUAACCUACCAAAGCAACUACUUGAAAACAAACUUGCGGAUUUUAUUGCGCGGUCUUCAGACAGCUUUGUUCUGCGGCAACAGCAGACCCUUCUCAGGGUUUCGCACCUACCGUGGCCAAGAUAGACCUUCCAUUCGACGCGAAAAACGAACCGAUAUACAUCAGGUAACUGCGACUGCGGGUCAUCUCCCCAGUCUCAACCUGCGGCCCCAUAGCACUUCGCCCCUACCCUCUUCCUCCUACCACUCAUUCCCGCAAAAUACAUCAAUUAUAAUUCGGUCCGUCAGCCACCUAUCAUAAUGUUGCGAUACAUCAUGCAAGUGAAACCGACACUCGGGAAUCCAUCCGUAGAGCAAAUCUACGCAUUCUUCACUACAGUAAGUCUGACGCAUUCGAAUCUGUAGCGGUGUGCUAAGAUACGUAGCCUUGAAGACUGCCAACCUACGAGAUAAUUCGGUUCUCGUGGGAGUAUUUUAGAGCUACUAGAGGGCUCCAGUGGCUCCUUUCCAAUGUGACUUGCGUAGCAUUCUCACUUGUGCUAGAUUCUAGCCGUCCCUAGCGUAGCCUGGCAUGCACUGUAGGAUCCAGGUCGUGUGCGCCACGCGUAGGCGGACCGUUUGUUUUUGGUUCCUGCGUCCGCGCCCACCUCCGGUUGUCCCGACACUGCCUUGCCAUCGGAGCAAUGUGGGUGAGGAAAGGUGGAGUGCGGUGGGCGAUGCUGGGUGCAAGCCUGCCGCCUCGGCGCCCACUUCAUGGCUUGCAGCGGUCAAACGCCCAUAUCGCCUGUUACUCCUUGAUGUUCAGAUUAGAAGUCGGCUAGAUCGCAGUUGGUAGCCAGGCCCCGUAUUACAGGUGGCGGGGGGGGGGUUUGUUUACUGGGGCUAUUUUGUGGGGCUCCAUCAUCACAUCUGACCCAUUUGGCUUCCGUUUUACGUCCGAGGUUAGGAUUAGGGUACCGGUUAAUGGUUCCCGAUUUUCGGGUUAGGGUUAUGCUUUUAGGCUUAGGUUUUCGGGUUACGAUUAGGGUUUGAGCGUACGAUUAGGUUUCAGUAUUACGGUUAGGUUUUGCAAUUACGGCUAUGCCUAGGGGCUACGGUUACGUUUACGAUUUCGGAUAGGAUUGUCGUUAAGGUUAAUGGUUAACGUUUAAGGUUGAGGUUAGGAUUGCGGUUAAGGUUAUGAUUAGGGUUAAGGUCGCCGUCCGCUUUCCCAUUCCUGGCUACCAACUGCGAUCUAGCCUAGAAGUCUUUAAAAAAACGUGCGUUUGCCUGGACUGACUUACUGGACUAACCUUGUGUGUUCUCUUUCACAGGAGAUGGUCGCGUCACCCUGCAGCCUCUGGCUGCCAGUGGAUCACAGAGCACAGCUCACCCUCUUCUGGAGCUGACUGGUCCGGAUGUUGACUCAAUUCGGGGGUUUUCAGUGCUGGCGCCGACUGCCACAGCUGGUGAUGAGCCCUCUGUCAACGCCUGGUCUGCCACCAACAGCGGACACUUUUUCCUCUAUCGAAGGCUGACUGUCGAUUCUUUGGUUGUCUGA
This is a messenger RNA of Spirometra erinaceieuropaei, 13663 nucleotides long. Lineage: Eukaryota; Metazoa; Platyhelminthes; Cestoda; Diphyllobothriidea; Diphyllobothriidae. The record is from the annotation of a GenBank genome assembly.